CACAAACUUAUUCAAAAACAUCGUUGAUAUACGAAGGGAUCGGUGUGAACAUAUGGUUUUAAUCCCAUUUAAAUCGAUUAGUCCAAACAAUUGGGCCUUGAAACCUACUUUAGGCGCACAUCUCCAUGUCUCAUCGUUUAUAACUUUCACGAGCCUAACAUAACGGUUGGAUCGCACGCGCUUCGACGAUCCGCUUAAGUUGACUGUUUGCUUGCAGUUUGCACUGAUUUCGCACCGGCUUUGCGACAAAAAUGGCGGACAAAGAAACUUCGAUUGUGCUCAAACACGACGACGAAUCGAACCGGCCUCCGAAUCCUUUUUCUCUGCUGUUCACCAAGUUUACUCAGGUUUUUAAUUUCCCUUCUCGACCACAGCCGCCGGAGAAGAAAGAGUUGGCGAAGGUGGAAACAGAGAAGAAAGCGAUAGUUCGUGACGGUGAAGUGGUGGGGGAAAGUAAAUCGGCUACGGUUACGUAUCCGGAUGGCCGUUCGAAGACCGUUACUUCGUUGAAGCUUGAAUCGGAAGAUGCGGUUCAAGAAACGAGUCCUGCUGUUCUUUGGCAGGUUUAUGCAAUUGGAGGUUUCUUUGUGUUGAGGUGGGCGAUUGGACGAUGGAAAGAGGGCAGGGCAAGGAAGAAGCCAUCUGAAUCUGAUGAUGUCCCACCACCACCCACACCCACACCCAAUGAUGAUUAGUAGUGCCUAUGAAAUAUGGUUAAAGAUUCCAUCUUUUUACAUAUGUCGUAUAUUAAUUCAAAUACUCUGUUUAAAUCUGAGAAUUACUUUGAAUAUACAGUUUCCAACUUCUUUUCUUUACCACUUGCAACCUUCUUUCUUUUUGUUUCUCUUAGUACAAAUAGCAUCUGUUUCGUUUGAUUUGGUCAAAACAGAUUGCACACCAUUUGUAUUGAGAUCUCAGACUGAGACUGAUUGACUAACUACUGAUUGAGACUGAUGUCAGUGGUACAAAAAUUACAAUUUUUUGCUAUCGGUCCAUGGUUGGAUUUUGAAAACAAGUCGGGGUGUGACUAAAUACUUUUCCUUGAUUUGUUACAAGAAAAAAG
Molecule: messenger RNA, 1063 nt
Organism: Lactuca saligna
Lineage: Eukaryota; Viridiplantae; Streptophyta; Magnoliopsida; Asterales; Asteraceae
Source: the annotation of a GenBank genome assembly